GUGCAGAAUACGGGGAAAGGUGAAGCAGAAGAAGAAAGAAAGAAGUCAGAGUAGUUUCUUCUCUCCGUUCAGCACAGGAAUAAACCCUAACUCUUUUAUUUGUACGCCCAAACUACAUAAUUCCCUGAAGUUCCUGGUUUGAAUCUGAAGAUUUGCACGGUAGUGGCUAGGGACUUCCGGCUUGGUAACCAUGUCUUCCUUGAGUAGGGAACUAGUUUUCUUAAUUCUACAAUUCUUGGAUGAGGAGAAAUUCAAAGAUACAGUUCAUAAAUUGGAGCAAGAAUCUGGUUAUUUCUUCAAUAUGAAAUACUUUGAGGAUCAAAUUCAAGCCGGUGAGUGGGAUGAAGUAGAGCGCUACUUAAGUGGGUUUACGAAGGUUGAGGACAACCGCUAUUCAAAGAAGAUUUUCUUUGAAAUAAGAAAGCAGAAAUAUCUUGAAGCUCUUGACAAGCAAGAUCGAGUAAAAGCUGUUGAUAUUCUUAUAAAGGAUCUAAAAGUUUUUGCCUCUUCCAAUGAAGACCUUUUCAAGGAGAUUACCCAGUUACUGACACUUGAAAACUUUAGGAAGAAUGAAAAGCUUUCCAAAUAUGGGGACACAGAGUCUGCAAGAAAUAUUAUGUUGGUUGAACUUAAAAGGCUCAUAGAGGCAAAUCCUUUGUUUCGUGACAAGCUCACUUUACCUCCAUUUAAAGCUUCUCAAUUGCGGACAUUGAUAAAUCAAAGCAAUGGAGCUCGGCCUCCUCCACCUACUAAUGCUCCUCUUCUCGGCCCUAUUCCAAAACCUGGAGCCUUUCCUCCUCUUGGAGUUCAUAGUCCUUUCCAGCUAGUUGUUUCUCCAUCUCCAAGUGCAAUUGCUGGAUGGAUGACAAGUCCAAAUCCAGCAAUGCCCCAUGCUGCAGUUUCCCCGGGGCCUCCAGGAAUUGUGCAGCCUGCUGGUGCCGCUGCAUUCCUUAAACAUCCUAGAGCCUCUUCAGGUGUUCAUGGAAUGGACGAUCAAACAGAUGACUCUGAGCAUAUAAUGAAAAAAAUUCGAGCUGGCCAAUCUGAUGAGGUUUCUUUCUCCAGCACAACGCAUCUGCCAAAUAUCUACUCAGAUGAAAUUCCCAAAACAGUGAUGCGGAAUCUUAGCCAAGGGUCGAGUGUUAUGAGCAUGGACUUCCAUCCUCAACAACAUACUAUUCUUUUAGGUUGAUCUAUGAUGCUAUACUUAAAUAUCAGCUGAGAUUUUUAUAGUGUGAAAUGUACUCGAAUUUUUAACUGAACAAUUUAGUCAACUUCUAAUUUAGAUUGAGAACAAUAUAUUGCUCAAAAGGAAUGUCACUGCUUAUAUAGUAUAUACAACAACCAGUUAUAUAUAGUAUAUAUACAUGGCAUUAUUGAGUAAAAAAGUACACACAAACGCUGUUGUUAGUUAAUUGUAUUCGUGUGCAUAAAUUUUCUCUCCUAUU
This is a messenger RNA of Cuscuta campestris, 1448 nucleotides long. The record is from the annotation of a GenBank genome assembly. NCBI's taxonomy places the organism in Eukaryota, Viridiplantae, Streptophyta, Magnoliopsida, Solanales, Convolvulaceae.